CCAAGUGGGACAUCUCCUAUUCUUCUCUCUCUCUUAUGCUUACGUGUAAGCAAUUCUUUCUUUACUUAUAUAAAUCAGCUCACAUUUCAUUCCCAUAAAUCAAACUCUUCACACUUUGGUUUGGGUGUCUCUUUGGGAGUUCCUUCCGAAAUUAAGGCUUCAAGAAUAUUGAAUGUGGUGAUUGAGAAAUGGGUUCUUCUUGGAAGGCUACUUUCAGUAUUGUACUGCUCUAUUUGUUUGUUUCGAAAUGCUGUGGUAGUGAAUAUGGUGGAAGCCAAAUGGGAACUCUAAGAGUAGAUGCUUCUGAAUCAUCUGGACAAUUAAUACCUCAAACAUUUUUUGGAAUAUUCUUUGAGGAGAUUAACCAUGCUGGUGCUGGUGGCAUUUGGUCUGAGCUUGUAAGCAACAGAGGUUUUGAGGCUGGGGGCCCUAAUAUACCAUCAAACAUUGCUCCCUGGGGUAUAAUUGGAAAAGAGUCAUCUGUGAUUGUAUCGACCGAUCGCUCUUCAUGCUUUGAACGUAACAAGAUUGCACUAAAAAUGGAAGUACUUUGUGACAGCAAAGGUGCAAAUUCCUGUCCAUCAGAAGGUGUUGGUAUAUAUAACCCUGGCUUCUGGGGCAUGAAUAUUGAACAAGGGAAGCAGUACAAGGUUGCUCUUUAUGUUCGUUCAUCAGGAUCAAUCAAUGUAUCCAUAGAGUUGAAAGCUUCAAAUUGGUUGCAAAAGCUGGCAGCUACUAACAUUAUAGCUUCUGCAUCUGAAGUUUCAGAUUGGAAAAAGAUUGAGGUUGUGUUAGAAGCCAAAGGAAGUGAUAGUAAUUCAAGCCUUCACUUAACAACUACCAGCAAAGGGGUCAUUUGGUUUGAUCAAGUAUCAGUCAUGCCCUUGGACACUUAUAAGGGACAUGGUUUCCGAACUGACCUUAUUGAAAUGAUGGCGGAUUUGAAACCUCGUUUCUUCAGAUUUCCAGGUGGCUGUUUUGUUGAAGGUGAAUGGUUAAGGAAUGCAUUUCGAUGGAAAGAAACCAUUGGACCAUGGGAGGAGAGACCUGGCCAUUUUGGCGAUGUUUGGAUGUACUGGACUGAUGACGGAAUGGGUUAUUUUGAGUUUCUUCAACUAGCUGAAGACCUUGGCACAUUGCCAAUAUGGGUUUUCAACAACGGAAUCAGUCACCAGGAUGAAGUUGACACAUCUAGUGUCUUACCAUUUGUGCAGGAAGCCCUUGAUGGUAUUGAGUUUGCUAGAGGUGAGGCCAAUUCUACAUGGGGUGCUGUUCGUUUCGCCAUGGGACACCCAGAACCCUUUGACUUAAGAUAUGUUGCUAUAGGGAAUGAGGAUUGUUGGAAAAAGAAUUAUAAAGGAAAUUACCGCAAAUUCUAUGACGCUAUUAAAAGUGUCUAUCCAGAUAUUAAAAUAAUUACAAACUGUGAUGGUUCUUCUCAAAAGUUGGAUCACCCAGCUGAUUUGUAUGAUUAUCAUGUUUAUACAAGCUCCAGUGACAUGUUCUCCAGAGGCCGUCAUUUUGAUUCUGCAUCACGGAGUGGACCUAAGGCUUUUGUAAGUGAAUAUGCAGUUACUGGAAAAGAUGCUGGCCAAGGAAGCUUUCUUGCAGCACUUGGUGAAGCUGGAUUCCUUAUUGGAUUAGAGAAGAACAGUGAUGCCAUUGAUAUGGUUAGCUAUGCACCUCUCUUUGUUAACACAAAUGACCGACGAUGGAACCCGGAUGCAAUCGUCUUCAACUCGUCCAAUGCAUAUGGAACUCCUAGCUAUUGGGUGCAAAGAUUUUUCACAGAAUCAAGUGGAGCAACUCUUCACAAAACAACCCUACAAAUGAAUUCCUAUAAUUCGAUUACCGAGUCUGCUAUAUCUUGGAAAUCUUCAGAGGAUGACAAAACUUAUCUCAGAAUAAAGAUUGUAAACUACGGAGCUGAGACAGUCAAUAUCAUAAUUUCCGUCGAUGGAUUGGAUCCAAACUCUGUAAAACUUUCGGGAUCAACAAAGACAGUUUUGACGUCGAAAAAUUUGAUGGACGAGAAUUCUUUCAAGGAGCCGAAUAAGAUUGUACCGACACAAAGUCUGCUGGAAACUGAUGGAGGUGAUAUGGAGGUGGUACUGCCGCCGCAUUCUAUAACAUCAUUUGAUUUGUUGAAAGAAACAAGCAGCAUCAAGAUUGCUGGAGCAGACUCCAUUGCAAGAUCUUCUAUGUAAAUAAAUUAAUCAAAUAUGGAAUGUAAUAAUCUCUAUUAAACUCAAAUAACUAAGACACAACUUAAAUUUCAUAUUUUAUAUGCUUAUAUAAUAGAAAAAUUUAUUACAUCUUUA
Cannabis sativa is the source of this 2321-nucleotide messenger RNA. Its product is annotated as alpha-L-arabinofuranosidase 1. Gene Ontology annotation, molecular function: alpha-L-arabinofuranosidase activity. Bases 189 to 2207 code for a protein of 672 amino acids. The record is from RefSeq and is a predicted model, not a curated record. NCBI's taxonomy places the organism in Eukaryota, Viridiplantae, Streptophyta, Magnoliopsida, Rosales, Cannabaceae. Gene Ontology annotation, biological process: L-arabinose metabolic process. The transcript is spliced from 18 exons.